GAGACGUGAAAAUGUUGAUUGGAGAAGUCGCAUGGGCCGGCACAACCGGAGACCCUUAGUCGCGUAUGGUUCCAUUCAUUGAUCCAAUGAACUUCGGCUCUUAGGAUGGCAUCCAGAACACGUGUGGGGGAGAGUCGAGACAGCUUGACAGGGCUUUAUCGUUCAGGCGACUCCUUGCCUUGCAUGGAACAACUUACACGAUGCCCAGUCCCACUAGGGGCGAGGCAUUGGCUGAACUCGCAUGGUCGUGGGUUAUAAAUCUGUCGGGCGUCCACCGCCAGACCUGAGAACACCCUUUGUUUUUCACUGUUGUGGUCGUACCCCCGUGAAUACUCAAACUCCAACAAGAUGUAUGCAUCGCUAGCACUACUUUUGCUCCCAUUUGGAGCUUUAUCAUUGCCGCUUGAAGAUUCUGCCCACACAGUCGAGUCUUCUCUUGGGAGAAGAUGCGGUAGAACUCCUUGCAAAGGCGUUCCUAGCACCGGCACCCCCGAUGCCCUGUGCAAUAACAAAUUCCUGGGGCCUAAGGUCCUUACGGCAGCGGAAGACCCCGAGUGGUCUGAGAUGUUCCACGGAUAUAAUCCUCUUGGGAAUUACUGCCCAAAGGACUUCCUCCUAGAAUUUGCGCCUAGUGGCAAGCAAUACGAUUAUCCCGAGAAAGACGGUGCGCUGUUGGACUCGGUUGGCGUCCCUGUUACGACGGAAUACACCCUUGAGGAAGGAAUGGAGCUUGAUCGGUUCGGAACUCAAUAUGGAGGCUACUUAGCACCAAGGGGAACUCCUUUCGCUUGGAGAUCCAUUCCGCCAAGCAACUUGAACAAGUAUCCCAACAGUCCGGAGUACAACUACUGGGUAUGGAGGGUCGUCACAAGCUUUAACGUCACGGGUGGGCCAAUCGCACCUUACUUUGGGCAACCAGGUUAUGGUUUGCAGUUUUACUACGAGGGUGGCUUGAAACUGUUGGAAGACCACGGAGUCAUCGAGCUUGUUGAUAAGAAGAAGUGCUCAUGUGAAGUACCCCACGACGACUUGAAAUAAAGUCGCUGUUUACGAGGUUUCAGAAUAACAUAACAAUGAUAAAUACUUGAUGCUCUGA
Molecule: messenger RNA, 1096 nt
Organism: Aspergillus caelatus
Lineage: Eukaryota; Fungi; Ascomycota; Eurotiomycetes; Eurotiales; Aspergillaceae
Product: TNT domain-containing protein
Exons: 2
Source: RefSeq, a predicted model, not a curated record